This is a messenger RNA of Gadus macrocephalus (Pacific cod), 2420 nucleotides long. It is a transcript of the gene sdc2, whose product is annotated as syndecan 2. Lineage: Eukaryota; Metazoa; Chordata; Actinopteri; Gadiformes; Gadidae. Gene Ontology annotation, biological process: cell migration. Gene Ontology annotation, cellular component: membrane; cell surface. The record is from RefSeq and is a predicted model, not a curated record. The coding region runs from base 263 to 1003 and encodes 246 amino acids. The transcript has 5 exons.
AACUCCCCCGCAGCUGAAAGAAAAGACACUAGGGAGCGGAGAGCAGCGGUUAACUUGAGGCGCCCGAGAAGUUGAACUUAUCCAAAAACCUUGAGAUUUGACCAUCGCCGAUCAAACACAAACACACCCGCGUCGAGCGAGUUAAAAGUAACUUUCACGUCAUAGAUCGAAAGACCGGGCGGACGAUUGUGUUACUUUUUGAGUUACCUCACUUUUGGGUUUUAUUGUACCUCAGCCUUCGAGUCGCUGGUGGGACACAAGUAUGCGGAGCAUUUGGAUUGUGUUCUUGAUCGGGUUGGCGACCGGGUAUCUCAGUGAAAAACUCCUGGUGUCUUCCCAGACCUCUCCCGGAUCAGAUGAUAUGUACCUGGAGGGUCAGUCGUCGGGGGGCAUCCCUUCCGACGACGAAGAUGAUGAAAACAAUAUCUCAGGAUCCGGAAUGAGUGAAUUCGACACAACGGAGAUCCCAGAUAUAAUGAACAAGACAAGGAGCCUGGACUUUAAGACUGUGACCCCGGAUGGUACACUGGCGACCACUAACUCACCGACCAUGAUGCAGGAUGGUACAACCCCUGCAUACAUGAUCCAAGCCGAGACUGAGGUAACAGGGCUGGAAGCCUCAGAAGAACCUGAAAUUGAACCUGAUACCGCAGUCCCUGUGUUCCCCACCACAUGCACCGAGGACUGCGACACCAGAGGCGGGGUUACCUCGGACGACGACAUCAUCCUGCCUGAGGAGAGUGACAGGGUCUUAUCUAAAGCCGGCUCGAGGGAAGAGAUGAUUGUGGAACCGGAAUUCGUGUCUGAUAACAUGUGGCAAAGGACGGAGGUGCUAGCUGCGGUGAUAGCGUGCGGCGUGGUCGGGUUCCUGUGCGCCCUUUUCCUGGUCCUGUUCAUCGCCUACCGCAUGAAGAAGAAGGACGAGGGGAGCUACGCGCUGGGCAUCGCCAAGGUCCCCCCCAGUGCCUACCAGAAGCAGCCCCCCAAAGAGUUCUACGCCUGAACCUCAGCUGACCUCGACGGGGGGCCGCCAGCGCCCUGGGGGGGCCGUGUGUGCUCUCGUUGCGUCUGACAAUCAGCACUCAAAAGACACGGGGCAUUAUCAAUCAUUCGAUGUCUGAAGGGAGAGUGUUUCGUGUUUCGUUCGAAGAGAAACCCGACACCGCGAAUCAACCAACCCCCCCCCCCCCAAACGCAACCGUUUUUUCAGAUUGGCCAACCGUCGGUGACAUCACCUUGUCUAACAGAAUGUUGUCACCGAUUCACAAAGAGAUACAGCAGUCCUUUUGAGGGGAGGUCGGAGUGGGUCAGAGCUUUGGAUGUCGUCCCAGGGAUUUGAGUUUUUCUGUUUUUUAGCGUGGCUUUUUGCUCUGCAACGCUUUUUACUUUUAGUCGAGCCUCCUCCCCUUUCACCCCUUUCUGUCAUUUAGUCUUCUUUUCCCAUCGCCGCCUGCCUUAUUCUCUGAAUUAUGAAUGAUUAGACGGAAACCAAAAUGUCAGACUGUCCAAAUGGUAAGGGGAUUUAACGGCUGAUGUGUAUUCGAAGGCUCAAGAAAUUAAAACAAAAUAAUAUCGUAUUCAGUUAGUCACUCAACCUCACUCGUCCACUCCUCAUGGGACGGUGAAGUACAUCAGUAUUGAGGACUUUGUACAUGUCAGACAUCCAUUUACGACAGCUUUACCACAUCGGGCUGGCCCUGUUCAUGCAUUUAAAGGUCCCAUGAAAUGCCACCAGGUUUGAGUGUGAUUAGCCGUUACAAGCCGUUUUGAAAAUCUGCCCCUUAUGACAUCUUAAGUGGGCGUGUCCACCUAGAUGUGUGACGGAUAGAUGAGCAACGUUUGCUACAGUCCACUGGGUAGGCUGGUAGACUGAUCUAUCCAGCACACAUCUAGGUGGACACGCCCACUUGUGAUGUCAUAAGGGGGAGAUUUUCAAAACGCUUGUAACGGCUAAUCACACUCACUCCUGGUGGCAUGUCAUGGGACCUUUUAAGAUCGAUUUAAUUUAUACUUUCAGAGAGCUGUAGCCAAACCAGGACCCGUUCACUUCAGCAUUGUAGCAAAGUUUAUAUCAACAUUUAAACACGGACAAGUGUUCAUCCUUUUUGAACCUAAGGAUGAACACUACUUUUUGGUACUAAAUAUAGGAUUAUAAAUAUUUUUGUUGUGAACUGCAUUAUGUAAUUUGUCCUCUUUACAUGAGGUAAAGAUAUAUUUUGUUAUCCUUUCGUUUAGGAAACAAGUUUGAUUGCUGCAUUUUGUUUGCCUUUUUCGAUUGAUUAUUAUUUUUCGGGAGAUAUGAAUGUUUGAUUCAUCUACCUUUUUUUUUUUUUGCUAUGAAAAUGUGUUACUGGACCAUCUUUUUUGAUUAUUGCUUUCAAUGUUUUGAGAAAAAGUCAAAUAUAAUUGCGAAUAUCUUU